Messenger RNA from Lachancea nothofagi CBS 11611, 963 nucleotides. The record is from the annotation of a GenBank genome assembly. NCBI's taxonomy places the organism in Eukaryota, Fungi, Ascomycota, Saccharomycetes, Saccharomycetales, Saccharomycetaceae.
AUGCUUCCAGGACCACAUUACGACUUCUUUGCUUCCAAGAAGGCCACUCUCGUGCUGGCGCCAUUUUCCGGUGGCCAGGGCAGAAGCGGCGUCGAAGACGGGCCCAAAUACAUGUUGAAGCACGGGCUUUCCGACCAGUUGCAAGAACUCGGCUGGGACGUCUCCAUCAGCGAUCCUUUGGCUGGCGAAAACUACGAACAACGCAACGACCAGGACUUGUCUGACGUGUACGAGAAGGUAAAAAGACCACAACUGGUAGGUGAGGCUACCGAAAAGAUCUACCACGCAGUAAAAGACGUGAUAAGCCGCGGCGAAAUGCCAGUCACUCUAGGUGGCGACCACUCCAUCGCCAUGGGCUCCGUUGCCGGCGUGUUCAGCCAACACCCAGAUGCCUGUUUGCUGUGGAUCGAUGCACACGCCGACAUCAAUACCCCCUCCACCACAGGGUCCGGUAACUUGCACGGGUGCCCAGUUUCGUUUUUGAUGGGUCUAGAGCCAGAAAACACCCCUCCUGCUCUCAAAUGGGUUCCAAAGUGUGUCAAGCCCAACAAGAUCGCUUACAUCGGUCUCAGAGAUGUGGACAGUGACGAAAAGAGGAUCCUCAAGGAACACAACAUUAAGUCUUUCUCCAUGUACCACGUUGACCGCUAUGGUCUCAACAGUGUCAUUGAAAUGGCGCUUCAAGCAAUCAACCCAGAUGGCACAAGCCCCAUCCAUUUGUCAUACGACGUUGACGCGAUCGAUCCACUUUUCGUUCCUGCCACCGGUACUCCAGUGAGAGGCGGACUAACGCUAAGAGAGAGUUUGUUUUUGGCCGAAAGAGUCGCCGAAACUGGCAGACUCAUUGCUCUAGAUGUUGUCGAGUGUAAUCCAUCGCUAGCCGUUCACGACAUACACAUCUCAGACACGAUAUCCGCCGGAUGCGCGGUUGCCAGAUGUGCUAUGGGCGAAACCCUAUUGUAA